AAACAUUGGCAAUUCAAAAAAGUUAUCGGCGCGAAUCGCCUUCUUUUCCACUACCUGUUAAGGAGGCAUAGAGCAAUAAUGAAAAUAUCGGCCUUGUAUGUAAGGACGCUGAGGCGGGCUUUGUGUGGAAAUCUCUUUGAAAUCAGUGUCAAUAAGAAGAGUAAAUAAGUUUCUCUUCUCAGUGUGAAGCUAAUUUAAUAAAAUUAAAUUGUCUUCAAUUUGUUAUAUUUGACGUCUACCAAAAUUUAAUAGACUUCAUUGUGGAUUAUUGUUAAAACUCGCUGACUCAAUUGGAUUUAAUUUGAAUAUAACUGCAGUUUUUGAUAUUUCGUGAAUCAAAAUUUAUUGACAGUGGGUGAAAUAUUCUCUUUUGAAGAGGCGGAUUUGCACUAACCAGGGUAUUAUGAACAUAUUGUGAAGCUCUGCUGUGAGUGACAUUUGAUUCGUUGCGGAACAAUCCAGCGUUAAUUCUGAUUGAUAGAACUCUUCGACUCCGAUACCCCCCCUUAAAAGGAGAAUUAGGCUGUUGUGAUUGCUGUGUCAAAACAGAGGAGCUUCAGGCUGGCUUUACCAUUCCAACUAAGUACAGUUAACACCAAGCCUGCUGCAAGGAAUAGAAGUGUUUGUGUCAUGUGGAUUACUGCGGAUACAGACCCUGGCCAUCGCAGAAUCUGGCAUCAGUGUUUUGUGAUAAAAGUAUAGCAUUGAAUAGUUUUGAAUAAACAAGAAAACAUGGACUAUCUUCUCAAAUUUUUAUGAUAAAGUGCUUUGAAUUCUUGGAUUAUUACGGACAAGAUAUGAACUUUUUACUCACAAUUUUGUGAUAUUGUGCUGGAUAUUUUUAUAGUCCCGGAUUUGGAUAUACCAACGAAACAUGGAUUUUACAUUGGAGUUGUUCCUGAAGAUCUUUUCCAUCUUUAUCUGCUUGGCUUUGCAUGUAUGCGGUCUGCAAGAGUUCAGUCAGCGUCCUCAGGACCUGAGCGUGAUUCGGGGCCAGACCGCGGUUAUCAUGUGUGCCGUGGAAAACAGGGUCGGCAAGAUACAGUGGGCCAAAGGACAGUUUAUGUUGGGCUUUGAGCGAAACAUUCCUGGAUUUGAUGGGCGGUAUAGCGUAAUAGGUGACGAUCGGACCGAGUACAACCUUCAGAUCACGAACACUGAACUCAGAGACGAUGAUGACUUCGAGUGCCAAGUUCAGCCCGCAGAAAACAACCCUCCGCUAAAAGCGAAGGCACACCUUACCAUUCUAGUACCACCGAAUACGCCAGAAAUAGUGAACCAUACCAAUGGCUCGACUGUCGAGGUUUUGUACACUAAGCCGACACUACAGCUUACAUGUAGGUCAGCCAUGGGACGUCCCGCAGCGAAUAUCAAGUGGUUCCGAAAUGACGAGGAAAUCACGGAGAAUGUUGUGUACAGUGUGACCCCUGUCGAUAACGAUAAGCGGGAAAAUGCCCAGAGUAUACUGACCAUUACUCCUAAAUAUCCGGACGACAACAAUGUGAGGUUCACGUGUCAGGCGUACAACAAUGCGCUUAUAAAUGGGCCGCUACGAACUUCAAUUACACUUAGUGUUCAGUUUCCUCCCGGGGAGCCUGUCAUUACUGGAUACCAAAUGGACGAGGCCGUGGCCGUCAACGACACAGUCGCCAUGACGUGUAAAUCAACCGGAGGGAACCCAUUGGCACAGAUCGCCUGGUUUAAGGACAACACUCAAGUUGACUUUAGCUAUAAAUCUGGCGUGGACUAUGCGUACAACGAGCUCAUCAUUGUCGCCCAGAAAUCUGACAAUGAUGCGGAGUACAGAUGUGAGGCCUGGAACAUUGUCAACGCCCAAACACCCUUCACCAGUUCUAGAAAAUUGGCAGUGCACUUUCCACCUACGAAGGCGACGAUAACAGGAACACGUGAAGCGAAGGCGGGAGAGAUGUUGACCUUGACCUGCACAACCUCAAAUAGCAACCCCGCUGCUGUGGUGACCUGGAUACCCCAGGGAGUUGGCGGGUCUGAUAUACGGUCUCGUACGGAACCAUCGCCUGACGGGGGAUAUGUAACGAUCUCGGAGAUUGACAUUACACUUUCGUCGACACAGACAAAUGCCAUCUACACUUGUUCGGCUACAAAUAAUCAGAUUGGUGUCACAGUGGCUGAUACUGCACAUGUUGGAGUUUUGUACCCGCCAUCCCCACCACAAAUUACGGGCUAUACGGAAGGGGAGGCAAUAAAGGCUGGGGAGGUUCUCAAGAUGAGGUGUACGGCACUACGGGGGAACCCACCCGCCACUCUUCAAUGGAAGAAAGGUAAUGAUACUCUGACAGAUGUGACGGAUCUGACAGCGGGAAACAUUCCGUCCCUCGAGCUAGCGGUGCUCGUGAAACCCGAUGACAACCACGCCAUCUACCGCUGCCUCGCUUCAAACCGAGCCACAGAGACCCCACUAGAGGCACUGAAGCAAAUCACUGUUCACUUUCCCCCCAAGUUUGUGAACAUCACAAGCCAGCCCGCUGAGGCACGCUCUGGGCACCAGCUAGAGCUCACCUGCGUCUCCGGCUCCAGUAACCCGCCCGCGGUCAUCACAUGGAUACACAACAACCAGCAGCUACAGGGAACCAGUCUGGGUCACACGGACGCACAAUAUUGGGGGAAGGCGUCAAAAAACGUUCUGGAUUUUAUUCCGACGUCGGCCGACCAUGACACUCCGUAUGGUUGCCGAGCGACGAAUCUGGCCAUACAGGAAUCUGUGCAUGAUGCUGUUACGCUCAAUGUGCGAUUCAAGCCAGAAUUCAGGAACAAGAAUGCCUCAGUGGUUAUUAUUGCGGGCGAAAGUCGGGUCAUAAACUUCACAGCUAUUGCCAACCCCUCUCACUGCACCUACCAGCUCAAACGGGAGGGCGUCAUCAUUAACGCGGGCGACAUUGAAAGCCUCACCCUGGAUGAGGGCGUGCUCACUAUCUCGGCGAUCGCAAAAGAGGAUAAAGGACAAUUUGCGAUUGUGGCGAUGAACACAGAGGGCAUGGCUGCUUUUGAUUUUUCCAUAGAUGUUCAAUACCCAGCAGAGAUAACAGAAGGCGCUGCUGUUGAGGGAGCUGCGGGUGAUGCCGCAACUCUUCGCUGUGUUGUCAGUGGACACCCGAUGGUUCUGGGAAUGGUCACAUGGAAACGGGACGAUUUUGACAUGACUCGUGUACUGCCCUCGUACGAGAAUGGGGUUGGAUUGCUUGUCAUUGAGACCUUGGAAAAAACGGAUUCAGGGGCGUUUACAUGUAUAGCAGACAACGGUGUCGGCACGCCUGCGGAACAAGAAAUUGAACUCACUGUCAAAUUUACACCAGAGAUUGAUAAAUCUCCUGAGUUCCACAAGGCGGCAAGUCACACAGGGAAAACCGGGCGUCUCAUUUGCCGAGCUCAGGGGUCGCCAUCUGUCACCUUCCAGUGGCAAAAGGAUGGAGUGAACAUCCAGGCUGAUGCCACAAAGUACGAGAUUGAGGAAAAGGUUACAGAUAACAUCCACUAUGAAAAUAUCCUCCUGGUCAAGGACGUACAGAAGGCUGACUACGGAAUGUAUGGGUGUAUUGUAACCAACGAACGUGGCGAUGACAGGCUGUCUAUUUUCUUUGAGAACACGACCAAGCCAGAUGCUCCAUAUGACUUAGAGUUUGUGAAUGCGACCCAUAACAGUGUAACUCUGCGCUGGAAGCUGGCGUUUAACGGGGGUCUCCAGGAGGCGUACAGGGUGCGCUUCAAGGUCGUUGACACGCAGGGGUUCACAUACGUCGACGUUCAGCCAGAGAAUGCUAAAAUCUUCACUGUUAAAGGCUUAUCACUGGGCACAGAGUAUGAACUGAAUGUGAUGGCUCAUAACCAGCUGGGCAACAGUGACUAUGCCGCCACUCCAGUGAUAGCAAAAACAUCUAAUUUGAAGCCAAAGUCUGACAUCCAGAGUGAGGCUGACGAAGGUGAAGACAUGCCGGUGAUCAUCAUUCUCGUCGUCUGCGUUGUCGGAAUUUUGCUUCUCGCGCUCAACAUCGCACUCAUCUUGUUCUUUGUGCGACGGAGGAAAAAACGUAUGGAGAAUGGAAGUGACACCACAAGCCAUUCGAACACUAUCGAGCUGUACGGACCAACGAAAGAGACCCACCUCUACCCCGCAACCGCUAGUGAUGAGGCCCGCAGUUACGGAACUAACGAUCGAUACAAUGAAGAUGACUACUCGGAUGAUUACAAAUCUUAUGAGUUACAGCGAGUUGCGGCAAAAUCUCGCCCCGUCAGCAUCGGCAACUGUAUAUGUCUCGGCGGUCAGUCGAGCUCGACUUCCUCAACUUCCUGCCACGAUAACUGCUGUUUUGACCUGGGGGAUGAAGACCUGAAGCGGGUGUUUCUGCCACCACCAGAGUAUGGAGGGGUGACAUAUUCGCACAACAAGCUUGAUUCCCCGACGUUCGAGCACAGACACCCUCUACAUACCGAUGUGAAAGGAAUGUACGGAGGCAGUGACACGGACUCAUGUAGAAAAUCCCCUUGGCAGUAUGAAGCAGAUGCCUACAAGCCGAGUGGUGGCCGGGGUAAAGGCACAUUUGACAGCGAGUACCCGGACACAUAUCGGGAACAGGGCGGCAGUUAUGAGCCCAAUGGGCGGGCAGGCGGGGCAUUCCACUCAAGACCCAAGAGUGUAACAGAGCUGUCGGAGCGUUCCAGUCGUCCAUCUAGUCGAGGCACAGGUCACAAAACUCCGCCCCCUCCUCCUGUACGAUCGUCCAGUAAGGGCGCAGUAGAAAACAGCGUUCCUCCACUUCCUGCCAGAAACUACGAUGCCACAGAUGCCAUGCCAAGAUAUGUCCCUCCUCCAGGUUCAUCCUACAAUAAUGUAAAUGUGAUUCAGAAUCCGAGUUACGAUGGCCCGUCUGCGCGAACUCCGACACCACAAAACCAGCCCACCGAUCCAACAGAUGAUAUGAGAGGAUACCUCGUAUGAUCCAGUCUAGAAUUGGAAUAGACUAGUUUUAACUCAUUCUCAAAAGAAAAGAAGAAGCUUGAAUAAUAAAAACCAGUCUAGAAUCCAAAUGGACUGGUUUUUAGAAAAUAAUUCUCACAAUUGAAAAAACAUUCAAGUUAAAAUUGUGAAAUGAACACGUAUGCGGGAUUGUGUGUCCGACAUUUUGAUGUUUCUUUAGUGAGAUAGUGACUCAUGAUGUAGGAGGGUAAAAUGAUUCCUAAAGGCUAAAUUUUCACGUCAGCCAUUUGUUAGCUAAGGGCUAGCUUUAUGAAAAGGAUUUGUGGGUGGUUUGAAAGAAAAUAAAGCUGUUGUGGUGAAUUCCAUAAAUAUGAUGUCAGUGCUGCAACAAUGACGCUGAUUACAUUCACAAAUAACCGUUUAUAUAAGCCGAGAUGUAUAUCAUUGUUACAUUGUCUGCAACAAAACAAAAUUAGUCUUUUGGUAUAACAAACCUGAAUUCAUAUUCUACUGCUUGGCAUUACAUUUUUGAGCAAGCCCUGCUGCAGUAUAAAACAGAAUUUAAGCCCCGAAAGCAUUUUACGAGUGCAGGGCUUGCUGGCUUGUGCUAAUAUCGACCACUGUUUCUGCAAAAAGAUGACCUGUAGAGAUAUUUACAUGAAUGACAAUAAAUGAAAUUUAAACAAGUGACAUGAUUUCAUAAGAAGCUUAUUACAAUGUGUGAAUUUAAUUGGAGAACACUUUAAAAUGUUAAAAGUAGCUGUAAUUGCUUGCUUCUCUGGCACGGUACCUCGCUAAAAGGAAAAUAUCAUCAUUCCCUCCACAAAUCUCAUUGUCGCUGACGACACAUAUAUAGUCUGAAAGCCAAACAAGCAAUAUGGGGUUGUGGUGAGCUGCUUCUGACGGUCAGUGCCACUGAUUUGGUGCUCUUUCAUUGGAUGGCUGCUGUAAUGAUGUUGGGGCGUGUGAAUUUUACUCAGGCUUUGCUUAAUACUGAAUUGAAAGAAAUGGUUGAAUGAACUUGACUGUAAUUGGAGUGUUUCAUUCAGCUUUAUUUGUCCCAAAAGUUUCUAAGCAGAUCAAUUUGGAUAGAGAACAGUGAUAGUUGGUGCAAGAAUUAUAAACACUUGUUAUAACCUCGUUUUAAUGUCAUAUCUUAUGGAGAAUAUAGUUUGUGUAUAUGGUGAGUUUUGACUAUGUUACGUUCAAAUUUUGAGUUUUCCAUAGGUGGCAGUAUCACAGAGAUAGGAAAUAACAGACAGUCUGAAAAUAAAAUGUGCCCUACAUCUUGGUGGAAUAUAUUUUACCUGUUAUUAAAGAUAAGGUUAUUACGUGUAUCGCAUAAUUAAUUAUUGAUUAUUUUGCAUUUAAUUAUUUUUGGGCCGAAAAUAAAAUUGUCCCUGACCAAUACUGCCACCUAUGGUUUUGUGACCAUGUGUACAUGUUGAGUCAUGUGAUCCGAUCACAACGCCAUUCCCUUUAUUGUACAAACCCAUUAUAUUUUAGUUGUUAUUUGUCGGGAAAAAAAAUGUUUGCAAUAAGGGCCACACCAAUUUGUUUGGCAUUUCCCGACAGACUCAUAUACCUGCAACCCAAAGAUAGUUUUGGUGUCUGCUGUGGUUAUAAUUUUUAUUUUUUUCAUUACAGAAUUAAGCGUUUAUGAAGUAAACAAACUAUUUACCCAACUGACUCUCACAAUAUGGACGACCCGAAAGGUGUUUUUAGCCCCUCCAACAGUAAAAAAAAUAAUAAUUACGGAAUUAAGCGGUUAUGAAUUAAAACUCUGAAACAAGCUAUUUACCGGACAAAAAUAAAGACACUUUUAUAAGCCUCCCCAUUGGUGUUUUUGUGUGUUUCAUGUGGCUCAGACAAGUUCAAACAAACUGUUAAUCCGUUGUGGCCUGAUUAAGUCGUAGGGUCAGAUCUCCAUGAGAAAGUCUAGAAAGUAUAGAAAGUUCAUUUUGAAAAAUUAGUUUCGGUUUGAUUAAGACUUUUGAUUUGACAUAAUAAUGUGUGAAACACUGGCAAAAGGUAUUGAAUCUCAUUAAAACACUGUUGAGGUUAAGGUCAUUGUGUGAGGUCAAGGUCAUUUGUUGAGGUUAAGGUCAUUUGUUGAGGUCAGUGUCAUUGUGUGAGGUCAAUGUCAUUUGUUGAGGUCAAGGUCAUUAAGCAUGCAUAUACAAAUGAAGAAUUUCAGUGAUAUUAAUUUCAGCUUUAUCUGUAGAAGAUAUAACACCAAAAUACAUUUUAGUUUUUUUUUGUAUCCAAAAAAAUAGAUGUAAGAGCAUAUAUUAUAAUAUUUUAUACCGCAGUUACGUAUAUAAAUAGUAUAUUGCAUGAAAUGUUCCCAAAAUUUUCCAGUAUUAUUUCCCCCCAAUAUUGUUCCUUGUUAGGAAUAUUGCAAUAAUUUAUCAUUGUUAAUAACCAUUUCAUGUAUGUACAUAUGGAUCUAUACAUGUAUGUAUAAAUACAUGUACAUGCCUCUUGCCAAAAUGGACCAUUCAUGUAUAAGCCAUUUUCAUGUACAUGAUACAUGUAUAUAAGGAUUUAUUAAACAUGCGCAUUUAAGCAUAUCCAUCAGAUAAAACAUUAUGAUCAAUUUGUUUAGAUUUUGUCAUCCUGUGUAAAAGAUUCAUUCAUAAUUAAGCAAGAAAGAUUUUUUGAAAUUUAAUUCUGUAAAAAACUUAUGAAAUAUAUUCUGGCUUUUGUUGUUUUUGUUUUGUUUUGUUAAGUGAGAAGUGUGUACCUAUUUUACAAGAGGUUAUCAUUCUGUUAUUUGCAUUUAGAUAUUUAUCACAGUGUUUUAUCACAUAUACUUACAUAUCUAACAUUUGAUUAACCUUAUUUUUAUAAUGUCUGGUUUUGUGUGACUGAGUUUUAACUUAUUUUUACGCAUCCGUUUUAUCUUUAUAACUUUAAAAAUGUUUUGUUUUAACAACCUUUCAUACACUUACCUGAAAUACUCAUGGUUUAUGAUUUUUAAUUGAUCCAAAAAAUAUUUUAUUUACAUUCAUUCAUCACAUUUUUAUUGAUCAAGUUUUGAAAAAUAUUCCAAAUUCAGACCUUAUGUUUUGGUCUUCCCAAAGAAACUGAACAGAAAAUAUAUAUUAUUUUUUCUUAUUAAGAUAUUUAGUAAGAUAAACUUAAAGGUGCUGAGCCCUGUUUCCACAAGAUAUCUUAGUUGGUAACCUUAAAUUAUGCUGCUUAAGAGUGUAAUCUUCAAACUUAUUCAUCGAUAAGUCUAAUUUCGAUGACAGCUUUUGGAUAUAGAAUCUUACUUAUUAAGUGAAUUUUUAAGUUAUUUUCUUCGCAUGUUAUACUGUUUUUCUGUUGUUUGAAGCAGUUGUUGUUGUUGUAAAAAUGUUAAAAAGAUUUGUUUAUCUGACUCCAGUUUUUGUAGUUUGUUGCUUUUAUGGAUGUUAGUUAGUUAACGAGGUUAUUGAUGCAUGCAAGAAGAGUUUAUGGCUGUUCAGAAAUAGUGGAGGACUUUAAUGAUCUAUGUGUAUACAUGAAAUUAUGUCAGAAAAUCAUACCAUUGAUUCCUUUUUUUAUCUGUCUCAUCAAGUAAUUUCAUCUACUGUAUUUUGUGACAUUCGCCAAAGAAAACAAUAUUUGAGAUACCAUGCUAAUUGUUUUGUCAUCUACAAAUACAAUCCAUGUGUUGGUUAGCCUAUAUUUUAAACCUCAACUUAGUUGUAAUAUCUUUCUAAUGGUAAAAGCAUAACAAAAGAGUACAUGAUACACCAUUCACUUGUUUAUGCAUUCAAUAUAAAAUGAUAAAAUAUAAAAGGUUAGGAUUAAAUUCGAAGGCUACCCAAAGUUUGCAUGGAUGCAUUAAAAACAACAAAAAAAUCACAUUUAAUUAAGAAAGGGCAGUGUUGGGUUUUACACCAAGUUCACCGAGCUAUCAUAUCAAAAACAUUGCCUAUCGUAAUGCUUGUGAGGUACUAUUCUUUCUAUAGAGGACACAGGUCAGCGUCGCAUAGCUUGGACACUGAAAUAAUUAUGGCAUUCAGUUCUUUGAUGUGUUUAAAAAGAAAAAAUAUGACAUUUCAAUAAAAUUUUACUUUAAAAAAUUAUCAUUAUAUGUAUAUAAAAUAGAACUAUUAGAAUUUAAUUGAACUGCCAUAUUAUUACUUUUUAAACAAUAUCAAACGACUGUAGGGCCAUAUAUUGGUGCCCACAUAUGUGACGAUGACCUGCGAGUGUGAUAGUGAACAGGUUGUAAUUAUCUCAAACUUUCGCUGCAAUAUCAUGUACAUCCAGCUUGGUCAUACUGUGUGCAUGUAUGAAUGUCGUUGGGAUCCUAGUCCAGUAUUUUUGGUAAACAGAACUUGUUGUGAUACAUUAUUUUAUAAUUAUAAUGAUAAUAAAAUAUUUUGAAAGUU
This is a messenger RNA of Mya arenaria, 9339 nucleotides long. RefSeq names its product nephrin-like. Gene Ontology annotation, biological process: cell-cell adhesion. NCBI's taxonomy places the organism in Eukaryota, Metazoa, Mollusca, Bivalvia, Myida, Myidae. Gene Ontology annotation, cellular component: cell-cell junction. The record is from RefSeq and is a predicted model, not a curated record. Gene Ontology annotation, molecular function: cell adhesion molecule binding.